Molecule: messenger RNA, 519 nt
Organism: Lactuca sativa (garden lettuce)
Lineage: Eukaryota; Viridiplantae; Streptophyta; Magnoliopsida; Asterales; Asteraceae
Source: RefSeq, a predicted model, not a curated record
AUGCAGGAAUAUCUUGAACAACAUAUUGGAGUUAAAACAAGAAGACAGGUAUUAUAUAAGGGAUAUGUUGAAGGGAUAUUAGCUACUGGGAUGCAGUCAAAUCAUGGUUUUGAUGGCCAGGUCAACGCCUGCUGGACACACAGAAUUUCUAAAAAAGAAGUAGAAGUGAUUGGGAACCAUGGUUUGUUGAUAUCAGUCAUUCAUGGGAGGUGUGAUGUGAUUGCUCAAAUAUCUCAUCCAAAAAGGCUUGCACACAGACUUUAUCCACUUGCAAAAAUGGUAGAGCUUCCGGGAGGUCAUCUUGUGAGUCAUGAGAGGAGUAAAGAGGUGAAUGAAGCUCUACCGGAUUUGAUCAAAGCAUCAGAAACCAAGACAAGACCAUUUGACUGGACUAAUUUAUCCCCAAAGCCAAACACCUCUACCUCUAGCUCAGGUUGUUGGACAUCAUCAUUUAGCACUAGCAGCAGAUUAAUUUCAGAGACAGAAAGCACCAAUUCUGGGAUUGCAGAAACCAAUUAA